AUGAAUACGUUUUUAAAGAAAAGGUUUGUUGCUUGUUUCCUCCAUCUAUUAUAUUACAUUGCAGAAUCCAAGUCACCUUUAACAAUUGAAGUAGUUGUGAGUGCCUCUGUCACUCUCCGGUUCUCUGGAUCAUGUGAUGGUGCCGUCGAAUGGAAGUAUCGUCAGAUAAUGGCGCAACAACAACUUCUGCCUCCCACAUUGGUCGCUCAUCUUGAUCAAGGUACUGGCCGACUCACACCAGGAGAGGGCUUUAAGGGCCGGGUUGAACUCGGUCACAGAGACCUCGAUCUCAAAAUCACCUCUGUUGUAUAUAACGACAAUGGAUGGUAUGAGUGUUACUGCAACAGUACCCAACAUCCACGGGAUGUUGUACUAGUGGUAAUGGCCUCCAUUGAAAAAGCUGCUCAUGUUGGCGAAAAUGUGACAUUUACCUGCCACGGCUCAACCGGUAAACAAACUCCUGACAGUGAGGUACACUUCUAUUGGGAAAAGGAUGGACAGACUGUGCUGAAUGUCACGGCAGGGCAUUUUGUCGUUGACCAUGAGUUUAAGGACAGGGCAUCAGUAUCCUUGGAUGGUUACCGACGCGGAGACCUUUCCCUCACCCUCACUGACGUGCGCCUCUCUGAUAAGGGGAAAUACCAGUGCUCCUUCAUCACCGCUACUGAUAGGCGGAGACAGAGAGGACAUCCAGACUCUUGGGAUCUCACUGUCACUCCCAAAGCUAAAGAAAAGCAAUCAGAGGAGGCUGGAACAUUAUCCAUAUAUAUAGGGGUUAUUGGGGUUGUAGCAGUUUUGGUGGUGAUAAUCCUACUUGGGGUUGUUGUUGGUGGCAAAGAGUGGUUCCAAAGGAUUUGUUCAAGAUUUCAAUCCUGUUGCUGUCCAGAAGUGGGAUCACGCCCCCAGCAGGAUACUGAGAGCGCAAACGUUACGAUUCCAGAAGAGCACCAUGAGAGGCCUACUGAUCCUAUGGAUCACGGGUUGCCCCUGUUAAUGGUGAUCAGAGCGAGGGGUGAAUGAUCCACCUGUCCAUGUGGAACAAGAUAGGGAGCAUGAGGCAGAAAUGGAAGAAGACAAGAGUGGGACCGGGCCACGUGUUUAUUUUUCAUCAGAUUCGACCGCUGUCAUCAGAGCUCCGGGAGGACCUCUUUCUGCCCCAGGCCUAG
This is a messenger RNA of Coregonus sp. 'balchen', 1166 nucleotides long. NCBI's taxonomy places the organism in Eukaryota, Metazoa, Chordata, Actinopteri, Salmoniformes, Salmonidae. The record is from the annotation of a GenBank genome assembly.